Messenger RNA from Carassius gibelio (silver crucian carp), 1736 nucleotides. Its product is annotated as zinc finger protein 501-like. The record is from RefSeq and is a predicted model, not a curated record. NCBI's taxonomy places the organism in Eukaryota, Metazoa, Chordata, Actinopteri, Cypriniformes, Cyprinidae. Bases 231 to 1736 code for a protein of 501 amino acids. The transcript has 3 exons.
CUCAGAGGAGGAAGAAUUAUUUUCGCCGUGCUCUCUGUUGUUGUUUUGUCGGCAUGCUCCCUUAAUACAAACAGUUAGAAACGUUUCUUUUAAGAUAAAAAUACAGUUUCUUGAUCAGUUCAGUAAAUAGGCGUACCUGUAAUAUUUUCAUCUUCACAGUCGUCUAAGUUUUGAAACAUGCAGGAAUAUCUGGAGGAGUAUCAGCUGAACUAAGAUCUGCUGCUGUGAAAAUGAUGUUUGUUAAAGAGGAGAGUGAACACGAGGAACCAGAAACCUGGAGAAUAAAACACGAGGAUCAAGAAACAUGGGGAAUAAAAUAUGAGGAACCAGAAAAAUGCGGAAUAAAACACGAGGAACCAGAAACCUGGAGAAUAAAUCAAGAGGAACCAGAAACCUGGAGAAUAAAACAUGAGGAACUAGAUACCUGGAGAAUAAAACACAUGGAACCAGAAACCUGUAGAAUAAAACACGAGGAGCCAGAAACCUGGAUAAUAGAACACAAGGAACCAGAAACCUGGAGAAUAAAACACGAGGAACCAGAAACCUGGAGAAUAAAACAGGAGGAACUAGAAACCGUGAGAAUAAAACAGGAGGAACCAGAAACCUGGAUAAUAGAACACAAGGAACCAGAAACCUGGAGAAUAAAACACGAGGAACCAGAAACCUUGAGAAUAAAACAAGAGGAACCAGAAACCUGGAGAAUAAAACAAGAGGAACCAGAAACCUGGAGAAUAAAACACGAGGAACUGGAAACCGUGAGAAUAAAACACGAGGAACCAGAAUCCUGCAGAAUAAAACACGAGGAAUCAGAAAACGGGAGAAUAAAACAUGAGGAACCAGAAAGAGAGUUAAUUGAAGAAAAAGAGGAGAAUGAAGAAUCAAGUGAAGUUGAGGAGAAAAAUCACGUCAAAACUGGAGGAAAACCUUUCAGUUUCUCUCAAAGCAAACAGAAAGAUUUAAAGAAAAAAAGAGCAAAGAAGUCCUUCAGCUGCACUCACUGUGGAAAGAGAUUCAGACUCAAAACAGGUUUUGAGCGUCACAUGAGAAUUCAUACUGGAGAGAAACCAUUCACUUGUGAUCAGUGUGGGAAGAGUGUCAAACUAUCAGCAAACCUUAAGAUACACAUGAAAAUCCACACAGCAGAGAAGAAGCACACAUGUGAUCAAUGCGGUAAAAUGUUGUUAUGGGUUUCACUUCUGAAGAAACACUUGAAAGUUCAUGCAAAGGAGAAACCACAUCCAUCUAAUUUGUGUGGUAAGAGUUUUUUGCAUCUAAAAAGUUUGAAAGUACAUCAGAAAAUACAUACUGGUGAAAGAGAGUACAUGUGCUUUGAGUGUGAGAAGACUUUAAGUUCAGCAAGAGGUUUAAAACAGCACGAGAGGAUCCACACUGGAGAGAAAAUGUAUAAGUGUUUACACUGUGACAAGAGAUUCAGUCAGUCAGUAUAUCUAAAAAAACAUGAAAGGAUCCACACUGGAGAGAACCCUUACAAGUGUUCACACUGUGAUAAGAGAUUCAGUCAGUCAGUAUAUCUAAAAAGACAUGAAAGGAUCCACACUGGAGAGAAACCUUACAAGUGUUCACACUGUGACAAGAGAUUCAUUAGAUCAUCAGGUCAGAAAACACAUGAGAGGAUUCACACUGGAGAGAAACCUUAUAAGUGUACACACUGUGACAAGAGAUUCAUUAGAUCAUCAGGUCAGAAAACACAUGAGAGGAUUCACACUGGAGAAUAA